AUGCUCCCUGCUGCUGUUUAUCUGCUGAUAUGGAAUGUGCAGACUUCUGCAGGCCACUUUCCCCGAGCCUGUGCCUCUUCCAAGAACUUGAUGGAGAAGGAAUGCUGUCCAGCAUGGACAGGGGACGGGAGCCCCUGUGGCCAGCUCUCCGGCAGGGGUUCUUGUCAGGAUAUUCUUCUCUCUACUGCCCCACUCGGCUCUCAGUUCCCCUUUAAAGGGGUGGAUGACCGGGAGUCUUGGCCCUCUGUCUUUUAUAAUAGGACCUGCCAGUGUUUUGGUAACUUCAUGGGAUUUAACUGUGGAAAUUGCAAGUUUGGCUUUGGGGGACCAAACUGCACAGAGAGACGACUCUUGGUGAGAAGAAACAUUUUUGAUCUGAGUGUUCCAGAAAAGGAUAAAUUUCUUGCAUACCUUACUUUAGCAAAGCACACGAUCAGUCCCGACUAUGUCAUCCCUACAGGCACCUACGGCCAAAUGAAUAACGGCUCAACACCCAUGUUCAGAGACAUCAACAUUUACGACCUCUUUGUCUGGAUGCAUUAUUAUGUGUCCAGGGACACGUUUCUUGGAGGGUCGGAAGUCUGGAAAGACAUUGAUUUUGCUCACGAAGCCCCGGGUUUUCUGCCUUGGCAUAGACUUUUCCUGCUGUUGUGGGAACAAGACAUCCAGAAUCUGACAGGGGAUGAAAACUUCACUAUUCCUUACUGGGAUUGGCGGGAUGCAGAAAACUGCGGCGUUUGUACAGAUGAGUACCUGGGCGGAAGCAACCCAGAAGACCCUAACCUGCUGAGCCCAGCGUCCUUCUUCUCAUCUUGGCAGAUCAUCUGUAGUCGCCUGGAAGAGUACAACAGCCAGCAGGUUUUAUGUGAUGGGACCCCUGAAGGACCCUUACUGCGCAACCCCGGAAACCACGACAGAGUCCGGACCCCAAGACUGCCUUCCUCUGAAGAUGUGGAACUUUGCCUGAGUAUGACCCAGUAUGAGUCUGGCUCCAUGGAUAAAGCUGCCAACUUCAGCUUUAGAAAUACACUGGAAGGGUUCGCUAGUCCCGUGACUGGGAUAGCAGAUGCCUCCAAGAGCACCAUGCACAAUGCCUUGCACAUAUACAUGAACGGAACCAUGUCACAGGUGCCAGGGUCUGCCAACGACCCCAUUUUUCUUCUUCAUCAUGCAUUUGUUGACAGUAUUUUUGAACAGUGGCUCCGGAGGCACCGCCCUCUUCAGGAAGUCUACCCGGAGGCCAAUGCACCUAUUGGACAUAACCGAGAAUCCUACAUGGUACCUUUUAUACCACUGUUCAGAAAUGGAGAUUUCUUUAUUUCAUCCAGAGAUCUGGGCUAUGACUAUAGCUAUCUACAAGACUCAGACCCGGACACGUUCCAGGACCACCUCCAGCCGUACCUGGAGCAAGCUCGUCGCAUCUGGCCCUGGCUCCUCGGGGCGGCGGGGGUGGGCGCAGUGCUGGCCGCGGCGGUGGGGUGGCUCUCCUGCCUCUGCUGUCGGCCCAAGAGGAGGGGGCUCCCUGCGGAGAAGCGGCCGCUCCUCGCGGAGAAGGGGGACGACCACCUCGUGUUCUACCAGAGCCACUUGUAA
This is a messenger RNA of Sorex fumeus (smoky shrew), 1593 nucleotides long. RefSeq names its product tyrosinase (gene TYR). Gene Ontology annotation, molecular function: tyrosinase activity. Lineage: Eukaryota; Metazoa; Chordata; Mammalia; Eulipotyphla; Soricidae. The coding region runs from base 1 to 1593 and encodes 530 amino acids. The record is from RefSeq and is a predicted model, not a curated record. The transcript has 5 exons. Gene Ontology annotation, biological process: melanin biosynthetic process; pigmentation.